This is a messenger RNA of Tetrahymena thermophila SB210, 2112 nucleotides long. Its product is annotated as electron transfer flavoprotein ubiquinone oxidoreductase. The transcript has 7 exons. NCBI's taxonomy places the organism in Eukaryota, Ciliophora, Oligohymenophorea, Hymenostomatida, Tetrahymenidae. Gene Ontology annotation, biological process: electron transport chain. The record is from RefSeq and is a predicted model, not a curated record. Gene Ontology annotation, molecular function: iron-sulfur cluster binding; electron-transferring-flavoprotein dehydrogenase activity.
AAUAACUAAAAAAAAUUAAAAGAAAAAAUAUCUAUUCAAAAUAAAAAAAUAAAUAAGUUAUUAAAAGCAUUUAAAUAAAAGUAGAAGGAAUUAAAUAUGUUUUUACGUAGAAUUUAAAGCUUAUCAAGCAAAUUUUAAUAGAUCCAUAUGAUCAAAAAUUAUUUUAGAUUCAGCUCAUCUGGUGCUAGUGCCGAGGCUGGAGAAAUUGAGCGUGAAAAGAUGGAAUAUGAUGUAGUGAUUGUUGGUGGUGGACCUGCUGGUCUUUCUGCUGCUAUUCGCUUAAAAUAAUUAGAAUAAUAGCACGAACGUCCCCUUUCCGUUUGUCUUAUUGAGAAGGGUUCUCAGAUAGGUUCUCAUAUAUUGUCAGGCAACUGUUUUGAACCCCAUGCCUUAGAUGAACUAAUUCCUGGAUGGCGUAGUAUGGAAAAUAGACCUCCAGUUAAUACUCGUGUCACUCAUGAUAAAUUUAUGAUUUUAUUUGAUGAAGAUAAAAGCAUCGAAAUUCCAAACACUUUACUCCCCUCUACUAUACAUAAUGAGAAGAAUUACAUUAUCUCAUUAGGAGAUCUUUGUGCUUGGUUAGGUGAAUAUGCUACAAAUCUUGGUGUAGAUAUCUUCCCUGGUACAGCAGGUUAAAAAGUUGUUUACAGCUAAGAAGGAUAUGUUAAAGGUGUCUAAACUGGUGAUAUGGGUAUUGCUAAAAACGGAGAACCCAAAGACAAUUUCACUCCUGGUAUUGAAUUAUUGGCUAAGCAAACUAUUUUCUCAGAAGGUUGCAGAGGUUCUUUGAGUGAAAGUUUAAUGUCUCAAUUUAAUUUAAGAGAUAAGAGUGAUCCUUAAAUUUAUGGUUUAGGUAUUAAAGAAGUUUGGGAAAUUAAACCUGAAAAGUUCGAAAGUGGUCUUGUUUAGCAUACUGUUGGCUGGCCUCUUGAUCAUUCAACAUAUGGAGGUUCAUUCUUAUAUCAUAAGGAUCCUAACUAAGUUCAUAUUGGUUUUGUUGUAGGCUUGUAAUAUUAAAACCCAUAUAUUAAUCCUUAUGAGGAAUUCUAGAAAUUCAAAACUCAUAAAGUAGUAAGAUCGAUGUUAGAAGGAGGUAACUGUAUCUCUUAUGGUGCUAGAGCUAUUAAUGCAGGAGGUUAUUUUUCAAUUCCUAAAUUAACAUUCCCUGGUGGUGUUCUUACUGGCUGUGGAGCUGGUUUUUUGAAUGUUGCAAAAAUUAAAGGUACCCAUAACGCAAUGAAGUCAGGAAUGGUAGCUGCUGAGAAUAUUUAUAAAAGCUUAGCAAUAGAAGGUACUGGUGAAGGCGUAGAACUCAAGUAAUAUCAAACAGAUAUGGAAAACUCUUGGGUUUAUAAAGAAUUAUUUGAUUUUAGAAAUUCUAAAAAUGCUUUCAAGUACGGUCUUUACCCAGGACUUUUGUUGAAUGGCUUCUAACUUCAUAUAACUAAAGGAAGAGAACCAUGGAACUUAAGAACAAAUAAAAAGGAUAGUGAAUAGUAUAAAUAAAAGGAAAACUUUAAGCCUAUAAAUUAUCCUAAAAAAGAUGGAAAACUUACAUUUGAUAUUCUUGAAAAUUUAGCUAGAAGUGGUACUUAUCAUGACGAUGAUUAACCUUCUCAUUUAAAAAUUAAAACUGGACUUAAUUAAGUUCCUCUUGAAUCUUUAGAAAAGUUUGAUGGACCUGAAUAAAGAUUUUGCCCUGCUAAGGUUUACGAAUUUGUAGAUGAUGAAAAAGGAGGAAAAAAGCUUUAAAUUAAUGCCUAAAAUUGCUUGCAUUGCAAAACUUGUUCAAUUAAAAUGACAUAAGAAUACAUCGACUGGACUGUUCCUGAAGGAAGUGGUGGUCCUAACUAGUAAAUUAAUUAAAUUUCACAAAUAAAUUUAAAAUCCAUUAAAAAAAUAAAAUAGCAACGGAAUGUGAGAGUAUCCUACCUAGCUGUGUUUAAUUUAAAUAAGUUAAGAUCGGAUUGUAUAAAGACUAUAUAUUUAUUAAUUUAAAUUUAUUCAAAUAUGUUUUAUUUUAUUUAUAUUUAGUAUAAUAAAUAUUUUUAAUAGCCUAUUUCUAAAAAAGCUUUAUUUUUAUUUAAAAUUGAGUAUAAUUUCUUUUUUUGA